AUGGCCGGAAGGAGAGGGGCGGGGCCUCCAGGCUUGCUGCUGGGCCCGAAAGGGCUGGGGGAAGGGAAAGCGGGACUGACAGUUUCUGGGGAAAAGCAAAGGGCGGGCGCAAGGCUGCCUCCUGAGGCUCUCCUUACUUGCAAUUCCUUCCGCUUUGCUGAGUUGGGAGUGGCGACCUCCAGCACAGCAUUCAAGUGUUUCACUUCAUUCAAGUAUGAAGAAACAGGUGGCAGGACACUGCUAGUAAUUGGAUUCUAUGCAGCAGAACAGGUAUUUCAAAAGGCACCUGAGGAAUUUGAACUCCUCAGCAAUGUGCCAUUGAAGUAUGAAUAUAUUGAAAAUGUUGGAGAAUGUUGCAACCACAUGACUGGUGUUGGGCCAGUCUUAAAUAUCUAUCCAUGGAAUAAAAAGCUCUAUUUGAUCAGUGCACAUGUAAAAUUCUCAAGAAUCGACCACAUAUCAGAUCAUUUCAAUACUGAGCUCAACAACCACAGUGGGCUCACAGCGGCCUAUAAGGUAUUUGAAAACCUGAGCAUAGCAUACCAGAUCUUCUGUGUCCUGGCUGCUGCCUGCCUCUUCCCCAGCCACAUCAACCACCACACCGACAUUGGCACCCGACUCUACAGCCAUCCAUAA
Messenger RNA from Pteropus alecto (black flying fox), 636 nucleotides. It is a transcript of the gene TMLHE, whose product is annotated as trimethyllysine hydroxylase, epsilon. Bases 1 to 636 code for a protein of 211 amino acids. The record is from RefSeq and is a predicted model, not a curated record. Lineage: Eukaryota; Metazoa; Chordata; Mammalia; Chiroptera; Pteropodidae. The transcript is spliced from 4 exons.